Messenger RNA from Temnothorax curvispinosus, 2509 nucleotides. RefSeq lists its product as uncharacterized. Lineage: Eukaryota; Metazoa; Arthropoda; Insecta; Hymenoptera; Formicidae. Gene Ontology annotation, molecular function: calmodulin binding. The transcript has 4 exons. The record is from RefSeq and is a predicted model, not a curated record. Bases 912 to 1502 code for a protein of 196 amino acids.
AUAUCGGCGUCAUAUACAUAGACUUGAUACAACCCGGGUUGGUUGCCACGCGAGCAAGGGCAGGGUCGUAAGUGAGCGACGCCAGUAUCGUUCGCGACGUCGAACGGGAUUUCUCGUUCUCUCUGCGUGUACAGCUCGCGGUAAUGCUCGACUUUCGGUGAGAGCCACGAUCGGUCGGUGGAAUCCUUCCUUCGUCGAAGGAGACGACCGCGGGACGCCGGGCGUCGCGUGACAGUGAGACGCAUGAGGGAGUCUCGGAUUACUUUUGAGUGUGAAGGAUUGUCUCGCAGGUGCCGGCGCCACGCGACGUGUCAGUAACCCCCGAAUAAAGGUGGGAAGCAGGGGGUGGGCGCAGGAGGAACCUGACACUUACACAUAUGCGCGCAUAUGUAGAUAGAAAGAGAGAUAGAGGGGAAGAAAGUAAUUUCGAAUGAAAAUCGUCGAAUUUUCACAGUCGGUUAAACGUGCAAGAUAUAUUUUUAAAAGUUUCAAAGAAAUUUUAGUCGCGACUAGAAAGAUAGCUAUUUUUCAUUACCACAAAGGAUAAAAAGAAUAUCUGAAGCACAGAGAAAGAGAGAGAGUCCAACGCGACGUUUUACAUUCGCGACGGAUUCUCGGACAGUGAAGGAUAGAAAGCGAGCGAAAGGGAGAAAGGAGUGAGUAAAAAAGGAGAAAAUAGAAAAGUGAAAGGGACAAGAAGAAAAUUUAUACUCUUUAAUAUCCCAAUAAAAUAGAACGUAAUUACUAUAUUUGCUACAAGACUUUUCUACUGAGAAAAGUGAUAACUUGACUCAACUGUUUUUCUUUCGUAACGCGAUGUUAACAAGGGAACUGCAAUAAUACGGGUGCCUCUUGAAGUCUGAUUUAGUUCGAUACAAGAAAAUUUAAGAGAAGAACAGACAGGGAGAGACAUGGGGUGCAAUACUAGCAAGGAGAGCGUUCAGCCAGCGGUGGAGGAGGCGAAAGAGGGCGAUUCCGUCAAGAACGGGGAUAUCUCAAAGGCGGCCGAAAACAGCGCAGAAGCCUCGAACGAGGGGAACGAAAACGCAGAGGAAGAUAAAGAGAAAGAGGCAGCAGCCACGAAAAUACAAGCAGUUUUCCGUGGGCAUCACGCUAGAAAAAGUCUGAGAGUGUCGGAAACAGCGUCGAAGGAGGCAAAAACUGACGAAGAACCCUCCGAACCUACGCAGGAACAGCUGCAGGAGGAAUUCCGUGCCGACGAUCAGGAGCUCUGUGACGCGGCGAAAAAGAUACAAGCGACUUUCCGGGGCCACAUGUCGAGAAAGGAAGCUACCACUGCCGCCAAGUCGGCGAUGAACAUGGUUGAGAGUGCGACUGCUAAGAUAGAAGAAAAGAUGGACGACGCUGCCCAAGAAUUAGAGGGGAUCGACUUGGCCGAUCCGGACUUGCACAAGGCAGCGACUAAGAUUCAAGCGAGUUUCCGCGGUCACAAGGUCCGUCAGGAGGUCAACAUCCAUACUGCCGACGACAUUAAAAAAUAAGACGCUUACUCAAACGCAGGGAUGCCGGGAGAGAUAGAAUAUUACUUAUUACAGUCAGUGCCAUUCUUAAACAGGUUUCGAACGCCAUCCCCUAUUUCUUGUACCUUAUAAUGUAGUGUCCAUAAACUAGUAAAUUAUGCGCGUAAAUAUACGAGGCAUUCCAGACAAGCCGAACAACGGACAGGCGAACGAGUUUUAUUAGUUCACUUCGGGCCGCUAGUUGUAAACAACGAUACCGUUUAUUUUACAUUAAAACAAUUAAUCCAGCCUUCGCCCGGGACCAGUGAGAUUUAAGCGCUUUCUACUUUGGCUAAAAUGAGAAUCCUUCGAACGAGAUAUUUACAGGCUGAGGCAUACAAAUGGGAACAUUCAAAUGUUUUUUAUUAUUUAUCGAUAUAUAAAAAAAGUUUUCUCCGGAACAAAGUUGCACUGUGUAAAGAAGGACUACAAUGGCAAAUAAAAAAAAAAAACGAUUGUUCCUUGAGCCGUUUCCUAGAAUCGAUUUAGAGUGCAUUUCACACAAUUCGCUACAUGACUACAUUCUGGAACUAUCCUCAUACUAUCGACUUAUACUUACAUUUUUUAUGAGUUAUUACUGCCAUACAUGAGCAGAGAGAUAUACAGGCAGAUUUUUCAAGACUUUUCAAAGAACUUUUCUCAACAUGGUUAUACAAUACUUCCUAUGCAAAACGCUAAAGAAAGAUUAAAUGUGAUAUGGUGGAGAAAAAACGAACAGUUUCCUAUAUAAUUACCCGACUUAAUAUUCAACAUAAAUUGUGAUCUACAACAACAGAAUGACAAACAUGCAAAAUCCUCGUAUCUGGUAGGUAUGUUAAGUGGAACGCGACGGAACGCGAUAGAGUAUAACUUUAACAUCCUACGCAUGAUAAACGGAGCAUAUAUUAAGAUGUACCAAUAUCAAUAAUAUGCAUGUUAACUUUUAUAUAAGUUCCUGUAUCUAUGUAAAAUAAACGGUAUGGUUGUAGCGUUUCCAAUUCUAAAAUUAA